UGCGCAGUCUGCAGCAGCGCUCAGUGAGAACUAUCCUGACGGCAGGAUAAACCCCAAAACUAGUGAAGUGUUCCGUUUAGGUCAUAUCAGCACAAAUAACGCGAGUGAUAAACAAUUCGAAAAUACGCCCAAUCAAAAAACAAUUACCAAUUAAAAAAGUGCCAGACUUGCCGCUUUCCACUUGCCACUGCCGCUUUUGUGGGCGUCGGGAAACUGUUUCGGAGUCGAAUCUGAUUGGAGACGAAAGAGCACUGAAGGAGCGAAACAGAAAGCUGUUGUGACAUUUUUUUGGCAAAGCAAAACGCAAUGGCGCCAAAGAUGCCACCAUUUUCGCAGCUCGACAAAAUGGCGACAAGGACAUCCAGUUGGGUCUGCCGCCUGCUGCUCGUCAGCCUCUGCAUUGGCGCCGCUGCCGCACGAGACAUUCCAUCUUCAUCAAUCCGUGCGAACUCGCUGACUGAAAACGUGGACGUGGCCUUCUACUGUCCGGGCGAGGGACUGUUUGCCGACGACUAUGACUGUCGCAUCUACUACCGCUGUGAGCAGCGCUCGGAACAGUAUAUCCGCCCGUAUAUGUUGGCCUGUAAGGAGAACACGGUCUUCUCGCGCACCCUUCGCAUGUGCCUGCCUCCAUCGAUGGCCGGGAGGGACGAGUGCGUGGACCAAAUGAAUGAAAUUGACGGGAGCAUGGGGGGUCUGGGUGACGGCUCUGAUGGGUAUGAUGGACUCGUCACUGAUGGCCAGCAUGAUGACCAUAAUGCGCUGCUUAACGCUGCCGUCACACCAGCCGCCAAUGAGCUGCGCACCUAUGCGACGGCAAAUCAGUUGCCCACAAAUUAUGGCCUGACAGGACUCAAUGGUGUAUCGGUCAUAUCCUUCUCGAGUUCCAGCUCAUCAUCUUUACGCGCCGCGCUAUCGGGGGAGGAGGGUGCCGAUGAGGUGGUGUGUCGGGAUGAUGGAUUUAUGAGUGAUCCCAGUGACUGCACCGUGUUUUAUCGCUGCAUCUCGAAUGGCAGGGGCUAUAAUAAAAUCGGUUUUCGCUGCUCGGACGGCACAGCCUGGGACGAGUCGCUGCAGUCGUGCAACCACAUGUUUGAUGUACGUGCUAAUGGCGGGUGCCGCAAUCAGGCCCAGACUGAGCCCCAGAACGAUGGCUAUUAUGCAGGCCAAACAUCAACACAGUCAUCACAGUCCAGCAGCCACCAGAACUCCACGUCGUCCAGCACCCAGCAGUCCAGCUCAUCGACAUCCUCCAGCUCCUCCUCCUCCUCGCAAAAUUCAUCCACAUCAAGCUCUAGCACAAGCUCCAACCAGGAGUCGUCCACUUCGAGCAGCAAUCAGCAAUCCUCGAAUCAAAGCUCAGGAAACAACCAAUCCAACGAAAGCUCUAGCAACAAUCAGAACCAAAGCUCAGGCGGUAGUCAAACUAGCCAAAGCUCAGGAAAUAACAGCAAUGAAAGCUCGAACAAUACUCAAAGUUCUGGCAGCAAUCAAAGCUCAAACAAUAAUCAAAGCUCUGGUUCUCAAUCCUCCAACAAUAAUCAAAGUUCUGGUUCUCAAUCCUCCAGCAAUAAUCAAAGUUCUGGCAGUAAUCAAGGCUCCUCCAGUGGCUCCAACAGCACAUCCAACAAACCUGAAACAACUGAAUGUGAGAAUGAAAUGACCUACAUACCGGACAAAAAGGAUUGCGCCAAGUUCUACAGAUGUCGCCUAGAUGUUGAUAACAAACUGGAGCAGGUGCCAUUCACAUGCGGACCCGGAACUGUGUGGAACCAAAAGGACAAAGUCUGCGAUCUGCCCACGGAAGACCAAAAGAAGGAAUGUAAUAUACAAUCGGGAUCUAGCAGUGGCCAACAAUCAAGUGGCAGCAAUCAAGGUUCCUCAUCGAGCGGCAAUCAAUCGGCGGCCAAUUCCAGCUCCUCCUCCAACUCCAACUCUAGCAAUAAUAAUCAAUCAGGCAGCAGUCAGGAGAGCACCACCACGUCGGGCAGCAGUCAGCAAUCUUCCAGCAAUCAGGGCUCAUCUAGCAAUCAAUCUGGCAAUCAAGGUUCGUCCAGCAAUCAAGGUUCAUCUAGCAAUCAAGGUUCAUCCAGUAACCAAGGCUCCUCGAGCAACCAAGGUUCUUCCAGCAACCAAGGCUCAUCCAACAAUCAAGGCUCAUCAAACAAUCAAGGUUCAUCCAGUAACCAAGGCUCAUCUAGCAACCAAGGCUCAUCUAGCAACCAAGGUUCAUCCAGUAACCAAGGUUCAUCCAGUAACCAAGGUUCAUCUAGCAACCAAGGCUCAUCCAGUAACCAAGGUUCAUCCAGCAACCAAGGCUCAUCCGGCAAUCAGGAAUCAUCAACCUCGUCAACCUCUAACAAUCAGCAGAGCUCGACAUCGUCUUCGAACCAAGGAUCGUCAUCAUCAAACCAAGGAUCUUCGUCAUCUUCAAACCAGAGCUCUUCUUCAUCCACAGAAUCCAGCACUCAGGGAUCAUCCUCUAAUCAGAGCUCUUCAGAGUCAUCCUCGUCUAACCAAGGCGCUUCCUCAUCCAACCAAGGAAAUUCAUCAACAACAACUCAGAAACCUUUCAAACCCGCAGAAAAGUGCGAAAGUGAGGAAACUUUCCUUGCGGACAAAGAAAAUUGUGCGAAAUUCUAUCGGUGCGUGGACAAUGGCAAGGGAGGAUUCACAAUGGUUUCGUUCACCUGUCCGCCCAACACACUCUGGGACCCAGAGGCCAACAGCUGCAACCAUCCCGAUCAAAUUCAAAGCCAGCCGUUGAAAUGCAAAAAAGUCACAUCCUCCUCCUCAUCAUCCAACAGUACAAGUUCUUCCUCCUCUUCAACAACUGGAGGGGGUUCGUCGUCCAACCAAGGCUCGUCCUCUAACACUGGCUCCUCUUCCAACCAGGGAUCAUCCUCAAACAGUGGUUCCUCGUCCAACCAGGGAUCAUCAUCAAACAGUGGUUCCUCAUCGAACCAGGGAUCAUCCUCUAACACUGGUUCCUCGUCCAACCAGGGAUCAUCCUCAAACAGUGGCUCCACGUCCAACCAGGGAUCGUCAUCAACCUCUUCAUCCACCAGCAAUAAUAACAAUACGCAGGGCUCAUCUUCAUCUUCAUCGUCCUCAAGUGGUUCUUCAUCUAGUGCGACUACCAGUCCUACCCCAGCAAAUCCCUCAGAGCCAUGCAAGCAAAAUGGACAGUUUAUUGGGGAUAAGACAAACUGUGCCAAGUUCUAUCGGUGUGUAGAUAACGACAGAGGUGGCUUCACCAUGAUUCCCUUCACGUGCGGUCCUGGCACAGUGUGGGAUGCUGACAUACAGAGCUGUAACCAUGCUUGGGCAGUGAAGGGCUGCGGUGGCGCCGCUACGUCUUCGUCGACACAUAAGCCAGGCACAGGUCCGAUUACAAGCUCAACUUCUACAGCCCGACCUUCGACACCACGACCAACAUCAAGCCAAACUGGUACCACAUCGCGUCCUACGACAUCACGUCCUACCACAUCCCGACCUACCACAUCGAGACCCACAUCCCAACCAUCUUCAUCCUCAUCCACCGCUCGACCCACUCCAACAAGUUCCCCCAACACCGAUGGACAGUGCAGAGCCGAAGGAUUCAUGGCCGAUCCCAACAACUGUUCCAAGUUCUACCGCUGUGUCAGCAAUGGCAAAGGUGGCUUCACCCAGAUUCCAUUCCAAUGUGGAGCUGGAACUGUGUGGGACCAGGACCUUCAGACAUGCAACCACAACUUCAACAAUUGCAACACCAGCACCGCCACAGAAGUUCAAGAGAAGCCACCGUGUGAGACGACGACAAACAAUGGAACGACGACUGUAACAUCGACGCCAUCGACGACCACAAUGAGCACAACAACUCCCUCCACGACCAUCACAACAACAGCUCUACCCACCACAACGGAACAGACAACAACGAGUAUGUCCCCGCCCAGCACUACCACAGAAGUGCCCAGCACAACCAUGACAUCAACAACCGGAUCGGGAUCGACUGGCAGCACAGAAAACAGCGAACCUGUCACCACCACGAUGACGCCGUCAACAACCACAAUGAAGCCACUGCCAGCUGGCACGGAAUGUGAGGGCGAGGGUUAUAUGGCUGAUCCCGAGGAUUGCCGAAAGUACUACCGAUGCAUAAGCGCUGGAAACUCCUACAGAAGGUACAACUUCACAUGUCCCAAGGGUACGGGAUGGAACGAAGAUGUCCAGACAUGUGACUACAUGGAGAAUAUUCCGAGGUGCGCGAAUCUGCCAUCGACCACAACGGAGCCACCAACCACCACGACCACGAUCUAUACAUCCACUACACAAUCUGAGACGGAGAGUACGGUGACUGAGAGCGCUAAGGAACCAGAGACCACACCCACAAAGCCAGAAGGUCCCACAACCACUCAAGAGCCCACCACAAAACCGACACCAGAAACAACAACAGCAACUGAUAAACCCACCUCAAAGCCGACACCUGAACCGGAAACAUCAACAGUAACUGAUAAACCCACCUCAAAGCCAACACCUGAACCAGAAACAACAACUAUAAUAGCCGAAAAACCCACCACAAAGCCGACACCUGAACCAGAAACAACAACAAUGGGAGCCGAAAAACCCACCACAAAGCCGACACCAGAACCAAGCACAGAAACAACAAAUGUUCCGACUACAACAACGAGUCCAGGGUAUACACCCACCACAUCCCCAAGCAUCGAUACAACUACCAUGACCCAAGAAACUACCACAACGGACAAUCCAGCAUCAACUACCAAUAUGCCAGAGCCAGCACCGAACUACAACUGCACCGCCGAGGGCUUCUUCGCGGACCCCGAAGACUGCAGCCACUACUACCGCUGCGUGGAUGGCAGCAAAAAUGGCAACUAUCAGGUGUACAGCUUCAAGUGCCCCAAGGGCACAGUGUGGGAUACGUCCGCAGAGACGUGCAACUACGCGGAUCAGGUAUCGGGAAAUUGCUCCAGCUCUACAACAGGAUCCCCCACAACUACUGGCAGACCGACUGAAACAACAGAAAACCCUGGAGAGACCACGGAAACGAGCACUGCACGACCCACCGAGCCAACGACACAAACUCCAAGGCCAGAAACCACAACGUCCAGCACCCCGGUGGACACAACAACAACUGAUGCUCCCAUUGAUACCACAACAACUUCAUCUGCGCCACCAACCAGUUCGAAUGGCACUGAGCCAUGCCCGUCCACAGGGCCGGGACAGGACGUGUACGUUUGCCCCACCGGCUUCCGACGCCAUCCGCAGAACUGCGGCAUGUUCUAUCAGUGCAGCGAGAACGCGGACAGCAACGACCUAAACAUUGUUGUGUUCCAGUGCCCCAAUGGCACAGUGUACCAGGACAAGUCAUGCAGCUGCGGCAAACCUGAGGCGGGAGACACGUGCAGCAAGGGUCAGAAGAGAACUCACCCUAACCUAUUUGAAGAUCAAACGCGUCGCCAAAAUAUGGUGCAAAUCAGCUCCACAUCUCCACUUUGUCCCGACGUGGGACACUUUGCCCUGAACGAGGAUGAGUGCAGUCAGCUGUUCGUCAAGUGCGGCUACUCUGAGCAGACGGGCCGCAUCGAAGGCCAAAUUUACCGCUGCCCGCAGGGCUUUGCCUACUGGAAUGUGAGUCGCCGCUGCGAGCCAGCCAGGAAGCUGAUGAAUUGCACGCCCACCACGUACAAUGUGGCCGGCAACGUGCCGCUGGAGUGGCUUAACAUUGGCAAUCGUCGCCGCAGUCUCCGUAUUUAAGUAGCACUAGUUUAGUUUUUC
Messenger RNA from Drosophila guanche, 5772 nucleotides. RefSeq names its product sericin 1 (gene Mur89F). Gene Ontology annotation, cellular component: extracellular region. Lineage: Eukaryota; Metazoa; Arthropoda; Insecta; Diptera; Drosophilidae. The transcript has 6 exons. The coding region runs from base 307 to 5751 and encodes 1814 amino acids. The record is from RefSeq and is a predicted model, not a curated record. Gene Ontology annotation, molecular function: chitin binding.